AUGGCACAGGAAGCUGGUAUUGUGCUGGCGCUGUUUGACUUUGGACAGUUCCUCUCAUCAAUAACCCCCAGUCUGACCAUCCGGAAAGAGCCAAGACGUCGUGCGUGCCAAGAGCAAAAUAGAUCUCAGCUGAAGACUGGCAUGUUGAGUUUGCUUCACGACUCUGUCCAGGGCCUUCGUUUGAUUCACAGAGCAGCCGUCGGUAACGCAUGUCAAACGUCUCAAACCAUCAGUGGCUUUGCUGUCAGAACGAGAAAGUGUGUGUCUGGCCGGGAUGAGGGUGUAUAUGCCACACAACUUCAGAAAUGUCAACCCUCGCGCUGGCUCUCUGUAUGGUGCUGGUCGUCUGGCCCCGGGCCCCUGUGGACGAGAUGUUUACUGUUAGCUCUCAGACCACUGCACGUGACCGCCGCCCUGGUGGAGGAUGUAGUGCACACCCAGCUCAUCAACCUCCUCCAUCAGGCCGCUGAGGUGGCCCUCCUGAGAGGGGCCAGGGCCAUUUCACCAGAGUAUAUCAUCUUUCUAAUGAGGAAAGACAAGAAAAAAUUACGGCGGCUCAUCGGGUACAUGCACUUCAGAGACUACAAAUCCAGAGUCCUCAAAACCAUAGAAGAUGAAGAUCUGCUGGAUUCAGACAAAUACAGCAGCAGCAGCAGCGUCAACAAGAGACAGCGCCUGCUGCAGGACUUCAUGAGCUCCAUCGACCAGACCGGGGAAUUCCUGUCGCUAGUGGAGGAAGAGGAGGUGGAUGAAGUCAAGCAGGAGCGGCUGGAGAGAAUUGAGAGGAUGACCAGAAACAUGGAUUCCAGUCAGUACAGUGAUUUCUGUGAAAGUCGACAGCUGAGUUUCUCUAAGAAGGCCUCGAAAUUCCGCGAGUGGCUGGACUGCAGCAGUCUGGAUGUGAAGCCCAGCGCCAUGUCCAUGGAGAUCCUGUCUUAUCUGGCCUACGAGACGGUGGCCAGGGUUGUUGACCUUGCCCUGUUGGUUAAACAAGAUAUGACUCCCAAAACAGGCGAUCCGUUUCAACACGCCAUAUCAGCAACUUUCAUCCAGUACUGCAACUCCUCGGCUGAGGCUACAAGCACCAAAAAGGAGACGGACUCUCCGGAAAACACGCCGCCGUCCACUCCCAGCGGCCCUCUGACGGGACACCAGGGACAGAUGCCCUCCAUGGCCCAGGGCAACGGUGGGCCGAACCAAGAUGGCAGCAAUAAGAUCAAACAGAGGAAGAGGAAGAAGAGCGCGGCGGCCUGUGGCGCGGAGGCUCAGAGCAGUGCCAUCCAACCAGCCCACAUCAGAGAGGCCAUCAGGCGCUACAGCCACAAGAUUGGCCCGCUCUCCCCCUUCUCAGCCGUGAGCGUGAUCGGUUUACAGUGGGCCACUCGCAGACGCCUGCACAGUGGCAGCGGCCGCGCUCUAAUGAGAGCUGACAGACGUGACAGAAAGAAAAUGUCACAGCAGAGCUGUGAAAAUAAACCGCUGCACAUGAGAAACCCAAGCUCUGAGCACCUGCUUUCUGACUCAGGGAAAAGAGCAACAUCUUCCGAACAUCUUCUGAGUUGCACAGAAAAUGGAAAGCUGUACGAGUUAGAAAUGACAUGAUGGGCUGUCAGUUCAGAGUGUUUGGACUGCAGAGACGAGCUGAAAUCCCAGAUCUGGAUGCGCUCCAUCAGGGACCCAAUAAAGGCUUUGAGUAAUGAACGCAGCGCUUCCUGCACCAGACUUUUAUUAGGCUGCGCUCAAGUGCACCAAGUCUCACCAUGAGCUUCAUCUGUUUCCAUGUUCAGCAGACUCCGUGGCUCCCGUUAGCCUUGGACAUCACCGAUUCGCACAGCCUGCCAGAUAAUAACCGCUCGUUAUGCGCAGGUCAGUUUUCAUUCUGAUUACAAAUCAGUUGUUGUAUUAAGACAUCCUAUGCACUUCUGUCCGACUGCACACGGGGAAGAAAUGAUGAUGAACGUCGGCUCCGGUUGCGUCUGGCCCCUUGAAUCGGGAGCGUCACGAUGCCAUGAAGCCAUCGCAAUCAUCUGGCCGUCUAGAUCCAGCGUUAGUGCUCUUUCUCAAAACGAAAUAAAGUUUAAGAGCUUGGCUGAACCCAGUUACCGCAUGCAAUGAAGGACAGCGUCCAGAUGUCAUGACCAGGACAAGAGCGCCACCUACUGGACAAUCUGCUGAGCUCAACUUCAUGCUGCUUUAUGAGUGCAUGCGGUCAGGAGAGGUCUGGCCGUAACUGAACCCAUCAUUCUGGACUGGUUCCUCAGACCACAGAGACUACAAAUGAGAGACGCUGACCCUCGCUGUCACAGAUACGCCACAGACAGCUCGAGAAGGAAACGUCCGAUUCAGAGUAGCUCAUUCUGGCAAACAUGCGCUUAUGGCCUCAUUUGUGCAUUUCUGAUGCUUGUUUUGUUCUUGUUUUUGAAUGUUGGUCUUUGAUGGUUUAUAUGACUAAGAAACAUGACAGUCUAGCAGUGCCUGUUUUUUAUAUGCAAUGUGACAUGGGGUAAAAUCCUGCUUAUUUCAGAGCUACACCCGCAUUUAACCAUGUUG
Molecule: messenger RNA, 2550 nt
Organism: Sinocyclocheilus rhinocerous
Lineage: Eukaryota; Metazoa; Chordata; Actinopteri; Cypriniformes; Cyprinidae
Exons: 18
Coding region: 1-1602 (533 amino acids)
Biological process (GO): transcription by RNA polymerase II
Molecular function (GO): transcription coactivator activity
Source: RefSeq, a predicted model, not a curated record